UUAACAUCCAAGGACUCUUUUGUUGGAUCACGGAUGAUGCGCUCACGUGGUAUAUGGGAACUUGAAGUAGACCAAUCUCGUUGUUGGCGUGAUUUUUUAUUGACAUCAGUUUUGAGCCGAGUAUCGGCCAACGAUAAAUGUUUCCAGGCAAGAUUAAGAUACACAGAGGUUUCUCAGACAGAUUAAUACACUUAAUAGAGAUGUUAUCAAGAAACAUGGUAUGGAAAACGUCUUAUAAAAUGAACAGCAUUUAUAUCUUGUGAAUUCCAAUUCAAAAGUGCAGUUAACAUAAACUUUGUAUGCUUGGCGCCAUCGGCCUGGCCACUUUUUACCCGAUACCAAAAAUCCAUACCACAUUUCUUACCCGUUCCGAUUCUCGGACAAAAGAACUUGAACUUCUUCUCAACUCCAAUUGUGCCCAUCAUGUCUUUCCGCACCCUCAGAAUCGGCCUCAUCCCCGGUGAUGGUAUCGGCAAGGAGGUCAUCCCCGCCGGCCGCCGCAUUCUCGAAGCUCUUCCCGCAUCUCUCGGCCUCAAGUUCGACUUCGUCGACCUCAAGGCUGGCUUCGAGACCUUUGAGCAGACCGGCGCUGCGCUCCCCGACAAGACUGUCGAGGUUCUAAGAAACGAGUGUGAUGGUGCGCUUUUUGGAGCUGUGAGCUCGCCUACACAGGCUGUCAAGGGUUACUCAUCGCCCAUUGUCGCUCUGCGAAAGAAGCUCGACCUCUACGCCAACGUCCGUCCCGUCAAGACUGUCAUGACCGCUGCUAAGCCUAUCGACAUGGUUAUUGUCCGUGAGAACACUGAGGAUCUGUACGUCAAGCAGGAGCAGACCCAUGAGACCCCCGAGGGUAAGGUGGCCGAGGCUAUUAAGCGCAUUUCCGAGAAGGCUUCGUUCCGCAUUGCUACCAUGGCUGGUGACAUUGCUCUGCGUCGUCAGAAGAUCCGUGAUGCUGGUGCCUCUAGCAUUCACAAGUCUCCCCUUGUCACCAUCACCCACAAGUCCAACGUCCUGUCCCAGACCGACGGUCUCUUCCGCGCUACCUGCAAGAAGGCCCUUGCCGAUCCCAAGUUCUCAUCUGUUGCCGUUGAGGAGCAGAUUGUCGACUCUAUGGUUUACAAGCUCUUCCGUCAGCCCGAGGACUACGACGUCAUUGUCGCUCCUAACCUAUACGGUGACAUUCUCUCCGACGGCGCUGCUGCUCUUGUCGGCAGCUUGGGUCUCGUCCCCAGUGCCAAUGUUGGUGCAAACUUCGCCAUUGGUGAGCCUUGCCACGGCAGUGCUCCCGAUAUUCAGGGCCAGAACAUCGCCAACCCCAUUGCUACCCUCCGAUCCACUGCCCUGAUGCUUGAGUUCCUCAACGAGGAGGAGGCUGCUGCUAAGAUCUACGCUGCUGUUGAUGGUAACCUGGAGGAGGGCAAGCUCCUGAGCCCCGACUUGGGUGGUAAGGCCACUACCGAGGAGGUUGUCGCUGACAUUCUCCGACGAAUGUAAAAUAUAUGAAAUAUCAAAAUUCGGUAGCUAGAUCAGAUAUCUCAUGAUGCAUGAACAUGUAACGAUGCAGGUAGUCUUUGGAUACAGCUUGGAAAUGCACGCCAAGACUCGUUUGUUUUAAAUACAUGGAGAGGAUUGUAUAUGGUAUGACAUUUUCCAUCCAUCUUUUCUAAAUACCUCCGUCAGAAGAGGUGCCCCUAUCCAGCUUCUACAGUUCAUUUGUGUAUCGUUGACUUCCAAGCCUGUACCAAGGAGUCAUUUCGUAUGGCGUUAUAUUACAAGGUCGUGCACCCAUUCGUGUGUGUUAUACAAUAGCAUAGACAACAUUGUCUACGCUUAGACCAUCAUAUUACUGAUGUGCUGGGCCACGAUACAUCUUCAGC
Molecule: messenger RNA, 1877 nt
Organism: Fusarium verticillioides 7600
Lineage: Eukaryota; Fungi; Ascomycota; Sordariomycetes; Hypocreales; Nectriaceae
Product: homoisocitrate dehydrogenase
Exons: 2
Coding region: 424-1494 (356 amino acids)
Biological process (GO): tricarboxylic acid cycle; isocitrate metabolic process
Cellular component (GO): mitochondrion
Molecular function (GO): NAD binding; magnesium ion binding; isocitrate dehydrogenase (NAD+) activity
Source: RefSeq, a predicted model, not a curated record